Messenger RNA from Aspergillus ochraceoroseus IBT 24754, 1623 nucleotides. It is a transcript of the gene abr1, whose product is annotated as multicopper oxidase abr1. The transcript has 3 exons. Gene Ontology annotation, cellular component: high-affinity iron permease complex. The record is from RefSeq and is a predicted model, not a curated record. Bases 1 to 1623 code for a protein of 540 amino acids. Gene Ontology annotation, molecular function: copper ion binding; ferroxidase activity. Gene Ontology annotation, biological process: reductive iron assimilation; cellular response to iron ion starvation. Lineage: Eukaryota; Fungi; Ascomycota; Eurotiomycetes; Eurotiales; Aspergillaceae.
AUGAACUGGCUGCUAUUCGCCUUAUGCCUACUGUGGCAUUCAGAGCUGGUUUUCUGCAAAGAUGUCUACUUGAAUUGGAAACUCACUUGGGUCAAUGCCGGACCCGAUGGUUUCCAACGUCCAGUGAUAGGCAUUAAUGGCGAAUGGCCGUGUCCUCAGGUCGACCUUCACCUCGGUGAUCGGCUGAUUGCAGAUGUGUAUAACGGACUUGGAAAUCAGUCGACCGGAAUUCAUUGGCAUGGGAUGCACCAGUUUGGUAGCCCCGAGAUGGAUGGUGCCAAUGGUGUAACACAGUGCCCUAUUGAACCAGGCCAACAUAUGCGUUACGACUUCCAGGUGAAUCAAACGGGGACUUUCUGGUAUCACUCUCACCAGAUGGGUCAGUAUCCCGACGGACUUCGCGGUCCCCUGAUAUUGCAUGAUACGAAACCUCUGCCAUUUCAAUAUGACGAAGAGAUUACCGUUACUGUGUCGGACUGGUAUCACAAGCAAAUGGGGGAGCUGGUAGAUGAGAUGGAAGAAGUUGGAGUAGAGCCUACCCCGGAUGCCAUAUUAUUCAACGAGGCAACCAACACAAGACUGAAAGUCGAUCCUGGAAAAACAUAUCUGAUUCGCCUCAUUUGCAUGGGGAACUGGGCUGGACAUUCAGUCACUUUCGAGGAUCACGAUAUUACGAUCGUUGAAGUUGACGGAGUUCUCACGAACCCGCAUUACUUGCCGCCGCAGCUCAUGCGAAUAGCCCCCGGUCAACGCAUGAGCGUACUUAUCACCACCAAAGAUGAUACAAGUAGGAACUACGGGAUCCUGGAUGCAAUGGAUAUCGUGGAAAUGUUUGUGCAUGAGAACCGAUCAAUCCCUGCCGGGUUUAAUCCCAAUGGGACAGCGUGGUUAGUAUAUGACGAGCAGAAGCCACUCCCUCCGGCUCCAACCAUCCACGUCACCGAUGCCAGCGUUGAUUUCUUCAAUGAUCUGAACCUCGUCUCAUAUGAGCCUAAACGACGGCUGGAGCCAGUUGACCGCCAGAUCAUUUUGAAUAUCUCCCAGGCGUCUCAGGGCAGGAUCGCCGCGUUUACAAUUAAUGACCAGGUAUACGAAGAGCCCACAGUCCCAACGCUCUACACUGCUAUGUUGGCAACUCCAGAGCAGGCACCGGACCCCUCGAUCUACGGUUCUACGAAUCCUUAUGUUGUUAAAUAUGGCGAGGUAGUUGAAAUCGUGAUUAACAACUUCCACAGCAAUCUACAUGCAUGGCACUUCCACGGCCAUACUCCCCAAAUUAUACAGCGUGGGACGACAUAUGGCGGCUACUUUGAAGGAUAUUUUCCCAACAUCUCGUCCACACCACUGCGUCGAGACACAAUAAUGGUGGAGCCUAAAUCUCACCUCGUGUUCAGGUUCCGUGCGAAGAAUAUUGAUAAGUGCUCCUUGCCUCCGUAUUCUGACUUGCUUCUACGCAUCUGGCUGUUGCAUUGCCACACAGAAUUCCACGUUGCCGCACACCUCACUGCCACCAUUAUCGAGGCCCCCGAAAGGCUUCACCAAUUCCGAGUACCGGAAGAUCAUUGGCGCAUUUGUCCUUCAUCUGUCCUAGGGGCUACUGGCAGCAUAGGAGCCCUGAACUAG